This is a messenger RNA of Ectocarpus sp. CCAP 1310/34, 3195 nucleotides long. NCBI's taxonomy places the organism in Eukaryota, Phaeophyceae, Ectocarpales, Ectocarpaceae. The record is from the annotation of a GenBank genome assembly.
AUGGAAAUUGAACAGGCCCGCCUUCUCUGCCUCAAGGCUGCCUGGAUGAUGGAUCAGGGCGAUGGCCGUGCCGCCGCCCCCUGGAUCAGCCAGAUCAAGGUGGUGGCGCCCCGGGUGGCGCUGAAGGUUACCGACGAAGCGGUGCAGAUGUUCGGCGCGCAGGGGAUUUCGCAAGAUACACCGCUGGCCCGCAGCUGGACCCAUCUGCGCACCUUGCGGCUCGCCGAUGGCCCGGAUGCCGUCCACCGCCGCCAGGUGGCGCGCACCGAGCUCAAACGCUACACGCAGGAAAAGCCCGGUCCCGAUGAGAUCGUGCUCCGCUCAGAAGCCAUUGGUCUGAAUUACCCCGACGGCCUUCUGGUCCAGGGACUUUACCAGAUGAAGCCCGAGACGCCGUUUGUCCCCGGCAUGGAGGCCGGCGGCAUUGUCGAGGCGGUGGGUGGCAACGUCACCCAUCUCAAACCCGGCGACCGCGCGGUGGUGAUGCUCACUAAUGGCGGCUAUGCGGAGAAGGUUCUGGCGCCGGCCAACCGGGCGUUCCCGAUCCCCGACAGCAUGAACUUCGCCGAUGCCUGCGCGCUGAUGUGCGCCUGGGGAACCUCGCAUCACGCGCUCAGGCAGCGUGCAAAUCUGCAGCCGGGCGAAACCCUGCUGGUGCUGGGCGCUGCCGGUUCCACCGGUCUCGCUGCCAUCUCGAUCGGCAAGGCCAUGGGUGCCCGCGUCAUCGCCGUGGCUUCGAGCGAGGAAAAGCAGCAGGCCUGUCUUGAGGCGGGAGCGGACAUCGCCCUGCCCUAUGACGGUUUGCGCGAGGCGCUCAAGCAGCAUGCGCCGGGCGGCGUCGAUGUCGGCUUCGAUCCCGUCGGCGGUGCAGCCUUCGAUGUCGCGGCACGUGCCAUGGCCCGCAAUGGGCGUCUGCUGGUGAUCGGCUUUGCCUCGGGCGAAAUUCCCAAGCUGCCGGUCAAUCUGGUGCUGUUGAAGGAAUAUUCGCUGGUCGGCGUGUUCUGGGGAGCCUUCGUUGCCAAGGAACCCGAGGUCUACGCCGCCAACAACCGCGAAUUGUUUGCCUGGCAUUCCGAAGGCCGCAUCAAGACGCGGAUUGACGAACAGCGCCCCUUGUCGGAAGCCGCGAUUGCGCUUCAACGCAUUCUCGAUCGUGGCGCCAUCGGCAAGACGAUUCUCACACCCAUGAAUGCCCUGAUCCUCAAGGGUGACGGAUUUGGCAACACCCGCACCGGAGCUGCAAUAGAAACUCUGGAGCCUUAUCUCGAAUAUGGCGCGCUGCCCGUCCCCACGCCCGGCCCCGGUCAGGUGCUCAUCAAGGUGCGGAUGGCCUCCAUCAAUCCGUCCGACCUCUAUUUCAUCAAGGGCGAAUACGGCCAGCCCCGCAUCAAGGGGGUCGCUGCAGGGUUUGAAGGCGUUGGCGAUGUGGUCGACGGCAAGGGAUUUUAUGCGAAGUAUCUCAAGGGCAAGCGGGUGGCCUUUGUCGGCGGCGUCAAUGGGUCCGGCGCCUGGGCAGACUACAUCGUCGUCGAAGCGGCGAUGUGUGUCGUGGUCAAGCCGGCCAUGCGCGACGAGGAUGCGGCGGGGCACGUGGUCAAUCCGGUGACAGCCUGGACCAUGUUCGACAUCGUCAAGGGCUCCGGCUCCAAGAGCUUUGUCUUCACCGCCGCCUUCUCCCAGCUCGGCAAGCUGAUGGCGGGGCUUUCGCGCGACAAUGGCUAUGCCAUGAUCGCCGUCAUCCGCAAGGAGAGCCAGGCAGCUCAUCUCAGGGAGCUCGGGGCGAAGCAUGUGCUGGUCCAGUCCGAUCCGGAGUUCGCUACAAGGCUUGCCGCGCUGAUGAAAUCGGAGAAGCCGCGCGUGUUGCUCGAUGCGGUGGCCAACCAGCUGUCGGCCGACAUCUUCACCGCCAUGCCGACGCGUGCGCGCUGGAUCGUCUACGGCAAGCUCGAUACCGAGGCGCCGGCGCUGAAGGAGCCCGGCCAGCUGAUUUUCAUGAACAAGAAGAUCGAGGGCUACUGGCUGAUGAACUGGUUCCGGCAGGCGUCGAUCCUCACCAAGCUGAAGACGCUGCGCGCAGUGCAGAACCGCUUCAUCUCAGGUGCCUGGAGCACGGAAGUGGUGGCUACCGUCAGGCUCGCCGAUGUGAUGCGCGACCUGCCCGAAGCCCUCAGGAUCGGUGACGGCAAGGCAGGAGGCCCUUGCAUGACCCACCCGACCACAUUCCUAUCCAUUCUCGCGGCAUCGCUCAUGGCGGUGCUGACCACUCUCGCGCCCGCGCGUGCCAAUGACGCGGCAACAGCCCAGAGCGUCAUCGAGAGCCAGAUCACUGCGUUCCUCAACGACGAUGCGUCGACCGCCUAUUCAUUCGCAGCCCCCUCGAUCAAGCAGCUCUAUCCUGACCAGACCCGCUUUUUCGACAUGGUCAAACGCGGCUACCAGCCGGUUUAUCGUCCGGGCAAUUUUGCCUUCGGCCGUUCGAAGAUCGCGGCUGAUGGCACCAGCGUCGUUCAGGAAGUCAUCAUCCAGGAUGAUCCGGGCCGCAGCCCCGCAAACCUGACCACUUCGUGGUGCGCCACCACCCCGGAACCAGACCGCUCCCACCGCGUUGACGGCACACGAGCCGGCAUUGCCAGCCGGCCGGAUUUCCACCUAUGCUCGGCGUCCCGGAACAUUCGGCUCCACGCGCCGGCCAUGCACAGACGGAGACUUGCCGUGAGCGUCGCCUUCACCAAGGAAGAGAGUUCCGAGACCGCAGCCGAAACCCAGCUGCCCGACCGGCCGAUUUCCCCCCAUCCCAACCUGGUGACACCGACCGGACUGAAGCAGCUGCAGGCCGAACUUGACAAGGCCCGGGGCGAGUUCGAGGCGGCCAACAGCAUCGAUGACGUUAACGAGAAACGCCGUCAGCAGGCGGGUCCGUUGCGCGAUGCCCGCUAUUUCGCGGAGCGGGUUCGCACCGCCCAGAUCAUGCCCGACCCCACGUCGCACGAGACCGUCGCCUUCGGCUCGACCGUCACGUACAGCCGCGAUGACAAACCAGCGCAGACCUACCGCAUUGUCGGCGAGGAUGAAGCAGACCCCAGGAGCGGCACGAUCUCCUUCGCCUCUCCCGUUGCACGCGCCCUGAUGGGCAAGGCUGUCGGCGAUGUGGUGGAGACUGGCGAGCAUGAGCUCGAGGUGAUUGCGAUUGCCUGA